CUAAACCAAAAAUGAGCAUAAAAUGCAAAGGUAUGCGGCAUCGACCAGACAGUUUGUUUUCAUGGCUCGUUUGUGUUUGCGCCGCUGUAUGUCAAGCACUGAGCCUUGGUUUUGCUGUUAGCUAUGGAGUAUUGCUCCCUGAAAUUAUGAAGGAGUUUGGUGAAAGCCGGCAAAAAACUGUUUGGGUCGGAUCCUUUGCGUUAGGAUUGACUUUCUUUCUUGGUCCACUGGCAUCAUUUCUCUGCCAAACGAUCGGAUGUCGCUGCACAGCCAUACUUGGAUGUGCAAUAUGUAGUGCAAGCUUAUUCAUAACUGCAUAUUCUCCUGAUCUUCAAUGGAUGUUUCUAACUUAUGGCUUUUUGUAUGGUUCGGGUGCUUCACUGCUGUUUGCAUCUUACUUUCUAAUAACAGCGAAGAACUUUCGCAGGUGGCAGUUAUUCGCAGUAGGGAUCGUAUCGGUUGGGGGUAGCAUCGGAGUCCUAAUAAUAGGCCCUUUACUACGGCUCCUGAUUGACGUAUUUGGCUGGAGAGGAGCAUGCAGGAUCAUCAGUGCACCCCUCAUUGCUAUGUCUUGUGUCUGUGGAGCUACAUUUGGGGAUCCUAUCGAUUCAGAUUCUUUCCAAACCACCGCACAGAAUUAUAUUUUUGACGCACGUGAGUCUGCCAGGUUUGCCAUGGAAACAGCUAAUGUAAACAUGAACUUCGUGGAAGAUUUUGAAAAUUUAUCAGUUUAUAAGGACCAAACUGGCAAGAUUAAUGAAGAAGGAAAUGGAGCUGAUGGAAUUGAAUCACUGUCCGCAGUCACCUACCAGAAUGCUGAACAAAUAUCAUUUACAGUCAAAUCACGGCAAGUGGUGGCCAAAGAUAAUACCCCAUUAUCCAAAUUUUUAGACUUUUCCGUAUUUGCAGUUCCUUCUUACACUGUGGCGGUGAUGAGCCUUCUUUUGAUGAAUUUUGGUCAUUUCAUACCUCAGAUACAUCUGGUCAAGUAUUGCCUGGAGCUCGGUAUUUCUGCUGACUCACCAUCCACGCUUUUUAUUCUCCUUGGUUUAUCAUCGAGCGUGGCUCGCCUCGCAACAGGAAGGAUUUGUGACGUCACCUGGGUAAAUAUUAUUUAUGUUUACCAAUUUGGAGCUAUGCUCGACGGAUUCGCCAUCGUUGUUCUUCCAGUAAUUAGAAGUUACACAGCUUUUCAAGUGUUUGCUGUGAUUUAUGGCAUUGGCGAUGGCAUCUUUAUUACGACAAUGAACUGACUUCUGAUGUUCAGUGUGGAUGAGGAGCGCAGAGCAGCCGGGUUAGGCCUGGGCAAUAUACUUCUGUCACUUGGAAUAAUUUGCGGGUCACCUUUUGCAGGGUUCCUGGCUGACAUCUCUGAUCGCUAUACUUGGGCUUUUCUGGUGGCUGGUAUUGUGGUACUAGCAGCUGGUCUUGUGCCAUUAGUUAUGUUCUGCCUCAAAACGAAGAAGCAAUUUGACUUGACAAAGAAAACAGGAAAGGGUCCUGUGACUUUAUAUAGAGACGGCAACAAUUGUCAGCUACUGAAGCUUUAAGAGAUUGCUUUGAGAGACUAAAAUUGAGCAGUUUGUAUACAAGGUGCGUUAGAUAUGCAAGAAAGCCAAUAUCGCAACUUACAAGAAGUAUAUCAACUUUACCACCUGUAAUGCUGCUAGGGAAGGAAGUAAAGCCUUCCUCUGUUACCAAAGACUUGGGUGUACACAUCGGUUGUCACCUUAACUAUAACGAACAUAUUGCGAAAACUGCUUCAACCUGUACGUACAUGUUAAACCGCGUUAAUAGGAUAAAACAUCUCCUGGACAGUAAAACUCUUGUUUUCUUGAUGGACACUUUUAUAUUUAGUAGUUAUAUUAUUGCUCCACGGUUUGGAGCAACACGACAAAAGAAAACAUCAAAAAACUUCAAUUAAUCCAAAAUUUUGCAUGUAGAAUCGUUUUAGGCCUUAAGAAAUACGACGAUAUCACGGAAAGCCUGAAAUCCCUAAAUUGGCUCAAUGUGAACGAUAGACUGCUUACAAACGACUUAUUAAUGGUCCAUAAGUGUAUUCAUGACCAGAUACCCAGCUACCUUACUGGAAAAUUUAUUCAGCGUUGGAAGAUUCACGACAGAAACACUAGAUACAGGGGUGAAUUAGACCUCCCAAUUUGUAGAUUAAAAACAGGGCAACCAUCAUUUGCUUUUCGGAGUGCAAAGCAAUAUAAUAACCUUCCAAACGAGAUUAAGAAAACCUAUGACGUAAAAAAGUUUAAGGCUAAAGUCUAUAAUAAUUUUUUAAAUCUGUAAUUUUUAAUUUUAGCAUAUUAUGAUAUAUUCAUGUAAUUAGUUGUUAACAUUGACGGCGGAAGAGCCCCAGACAGGGAGCUGUUCAAAAAAAGUAUGUAUGUAUGUAUGUAUGUAUGUAUGUAUGUAUGUAUGUAUGUAUGUAUGUACGUAUGUAUCGGGCAGCUAGAAAUUUCUUGAGUACCAGGGGCUGUCCAUAAAUUGGAAUUUUUGUUUAAGAUGGGUUCGACGCCGGCGCCUUAUUGCGACACGGCGAAUGAUCUACUGUCACAUGAAGUUGCCUUGAGAAUAAAAAA
This is a messenger RNA of Stylophora pistillata, 2591 nucleotides long. RefSeq names its product monocarboxylate transporter 4. Lineage: Eukaryota; Metazoa; Cnidaria; Anthozoa; Scleractinia; Pocilloporidae. Gene Ontology annotation, biological process: transmembrane transport. Gene Ontology annotation, molecular function: transmembrane transporter activity. The record is from RefSeq and is a predicted model, not a curated record.